Molecule: messenger RNA, 2208 nt
Organism: Zingiber officinale
Lineage: Eukaryota; Viridiplantae; Streptophyta; Magnoliopsida; Zingiberales; Zingiberaceae
Exons: 7
Coding region: 142-2208 (688 amino acids)
Source: RefSeq, a predicted model, not a curated record
UCUCAGGGCCUUGUUUUCUCUACAUUGGGGCAUCAACUUACUAGAUGAAAAGGUUAAAACUUGGAUGUACAUUCCAAUUUUUUUCUCUACAUGCUUGUAACUUGCUUAGGGUAUUGCUUUGGGUAUUACAUUUUCUAAUAUAUGUUGCUCUACAUUUUUAUGUCGCCUUUAAUAUUGGCAAUUUUUAGAGAUUACAUUAUGGGAGGGCAUAAUCCAAGUAUCGAAAUUGAGAAGUAUGAUUGGUCAAAAACAAAUGUUGCCAUGUUUGUCGAUAUCAUUUAUGAAAAAGUGAAGCACAAUAAGCUACAAACAUCUACCUUCACUAAUACGGUUUGGGAGGAGAUCAACAAAGAAUUAUAUCAGGUUACGAACAAGAAUUAUGGUGUAGAAAGGCUCAAAGGUAAAUGGAAUCGUCUACGCACAAGACAACGCCUUUUUGCAGCAUUGCUUGCACAUACUGGUGUGACAAUGGAUCCUGACACCAAUAAAGUGAAUGCUCCAGAGGAAGUGUGGGCAGAAUUUUAUCUGAAAAAUAAAAAGGAGUAUAAGUCAAUACGAAAGGAAGGAUGUGAUCAUUUUCACAUUCUUAGUGAAAUUUUCGGCGGGACAACUGCAACUGGUGAUAUGCAUAGAGCUUCUACUCAAUUACCUCCCACAUCUGAUGAAGAGAGAGAGCUCGAAGAAGCAUUUAUUAACAGAGGUGUCAGCUCAUAUGUUGAAGUUGUCGAUGAUGAGAAUGAGGACGUUGGAGGGGAACCUAACAAUCGCCGACGUCGUAGUACAGAAUCAACUGAGAGUCAUCGACGUAAAGAUCCUAAGCGUUCAAAAACUGAAAAAUAUGAUGCUUAUAUGGACAAGUGGAGUGAUACCUUGCAACACCUGAGUCAAGAAUCUAUUGCUAGGCAAAAAUACCUGGAUUUGAGGGCUGCUAAGUUAGAACGCGAACAAGAAAUUUCUUCCUCUACUGGAACGAGCGGGUUCAGUGAUCCUUACUCUAUAGAUAUGUGCAUGCAGAUCAUGUCAAACUCUGAUGAUGAAUCUGAUGACUAUGAUGAAUUAGGCCCAGAUAUCAAUUUGCUUCUUAUUUUGAGCCAUGCAAAUGAUUUUUUUCAUGAAAUGACUCAGUUUCAUAGAUCUAUUGAUCGGAUGCCUUGUCGAACGUCAUCCCUUACUGGGAGGAUGUAUAUUCAAGAAAUACUUGAUGGGCACCCUCAAAAUUGUCUUGGAGCUAUUGAUGGAACUCACGUAUCGGCAUGGGCACCGACAUCAAUUCAAACAUCUUUUCGUGGUAGAAAGGUUAUUGUCACACAAAAUGUGAUGCUUGUAUGCGAUUUCGAUAUGCUUUUUACAUUUGUGUAUACGGGCUGGGAGGGGACAGCAAAUGAUUCAAGGGUGUUCAUAGACGCUUUGACUAGGCAUGAAAAUCAUUUUCCUAAACCUUGCGGUGAUCAAUUUUAUUUGGUUGAUUCUGGUUACCCAAAUAUGCCGGGGUUUCUUGCUCCGUAUCGAGGUCAACGCUAUCACUUGAGAGAUUAUCGACGACAAGGCAGACCAAGGGGGAAGGAAGAGUUGUUCAAUUAUAGGCAUAGCACAUGUCGUAAUAUUAUUGAGCGAUGCAUUGGGGUGCUUAAGGCAAGGUUUCGAAUUUUAAAGGAUAUGCCAAACUAUCCAAUUACUAGCCAAAGAUUAAUUCCACUUGCAUGUUGUGCGGUGCAUAAUUUCAUACGUCGGCAUCAUGCAAUGGAUAAUUUAUUUAUAGAGUAUUCAUCUGAAGAUAUGCUCAUGUCUGGAGUUGAAGAUAGUUUUGGUGAUCAAGAGCCGAUUCCAAUUGAUCCAAGCCAAACAGCUCAGAUGGGACACAUACGUGAUGACAUUGCAAGCCAUAUGUGGAAUGAUUAUGUGGAGCAUCAUCCUUCCCCUCCUCCUCUAGUCAUUAAGGUAACAAGCAGUCUUGUUGAAAUGAUUCAACUUGUGACGUCUUAUUUCAGAGGUAUUGAUCUAACUGAGGCAUUGCGGCUCCAGAUGGAAGUUCAGAAACGCCUUCAUGAACAACUACAGCAACAGCUAAUGCAAGUCAGAAUUGAUUUUCAACAGAUUCAGAGAAAUCUACAACUCAGAAUUGAGGAGCAAGGGAAGUACCUGCAAGUGAUGUUUGAGCAGCAAUGCAAGUCAACCAUGAACAAAUUCAACACUCUUUCCACUGCAUAA